UUCAAUAAAAACUUUUAAAGCGUUUGCUAAUAAAUGCUUUCUGCUCGGAUCAGUAGCAACAUGAAGUUAUUGACUGCAAGUUGUGUGAUAUUAUUGGCGGUUGUAGUUUGUUUGGCCGAGGUUCAGGGACCCCCGCGUGCCAAAAGAAGUUACGGCGAGCCAGGUCGGCCGGGACCUUAUGGCGGUGGUGGCGGAGGAGGCGGCGGUCCAACUGGCGGUAGAGGUGGAGAUGGUGGAUGGGGUGGCCAAGGUGGCUUAGGUGGCCCUGGUGGCCCUGGUGGCUCUGGUGGCGGUCAGCCAGGUCAACCUGGACAACCUGGUGGCUGGGGAGGUACUGGUGGUAAUGGAGGCGGUGGUGGGGCCUACGGCGGAAGGGGAGGGCAGGGUGGCUAUGGCGGUGGUCGGUCAGGGCAACCUGGGGAACCUGGUGGCAAUGGCGGCGGUGGCGGAGCUUACGGCGGAAGAGGAGGGCAGGGUGGCUAUGGGGGUGGUCAACCAGGCCAACCUGGGCAACCUGGUGGCUGGGGAGGAGGAGGCGGCUAUGGCGGCAAUGGCGGCGGUGGUGGUGGCAAUGGCGGUGGCGGUGGUGGCAAUGGCGGCGGUGGUGGCGGUGGCAAUGGUGGGCAAGGAGGUGGACCUGGUCAACCAGGACAACCGGGACAACCAGGUUAUGAUUAUUAAGCAAUUAAAAUAACCCUGCUCACAGAAAUAUUUCGCUAAAUACUAAAACUGUUCACUUUACAUUGCUUAAUAAAUGGUAUACAAAUUUUUUUUACUCCAACUUUUUACAAA
This is a messenger RNA of Glossina fuscipes, 792 nucleotides long. Its product is annotated as ctenidin-3-like. The transcript has 2 exons. NCBI's taxonomy places the organism in Eukaryota, Metazoa, Arthropoda, Insecta, Diptera, Glossinidae. The record is from RefSeq and is a predicted model, not a curated record. The coding region runs from base 34 to 681 and encodes 215 amino acids.